GAAGAUGCUGCUGUUCUGGGGACCACUGCUGUGCUGGGGGCUGCUGCCCCCGGCUCAAGGCGACGCCCAGCACCCCCUCUGCCUGCGGAUCAGCAUGCAUCAGCUGAGGACAAACAUCUCAGACCUGCUUGCGGAACACCAGGUCCUGGAGCGCAUGAUCAAGGUUCCCCUGACCGGAGAGGGCACCGGCGUCCUGGACCACCUGCCCUACGUGAGCACAGGCCUCGCCAAGAAGAGCAGUGGGCUGGACCUGUCGCUAGUUGGGGACCUGCUCUCGGGCAGGAGCCUCCCCGUGCUGGGCAAGCUGCUCCAGGUGGGCGGGUUGAUCAUAGAAGAUGCCAGAGGACCCGAGGUCACCCUGAAAGUCCUGAGUGACAGCCUGCUGCAGGUCACAUUUCGGUGCAAGCUGUACCUCUCGCUCCGGGGGAUCCUGAGGCUCAAGGUCCUCAAGAAUAUCCGUGCUGGGGUUCGGGUGGAACAGAUGGGGAGCGAGCCCCAGGUGGCCCUGGAGGAGUGCCAGACGCCACCAGGAUACCUGAGCAUCACAGUCCUGGAGAAGACGGACACCCUUCCUGCCUACCUGGGGAACAGCGUUCUGCAGUUGGUGACAGACUUCCUGGAUGGAGUACUGCCCUUCCUCCUACAGAAGAUGGUGUGCCCCCCGGUCUCGACCUUACUCACCUUGCUGCUGGGAGACCUAUUGCAUAUCCCGCUGUCCCCGACCAUCUCGGGCCAAGAAGGCUUCCAGUACUAUGUGACCACCACGAGGUUCACAGAGGAGGCGGUGGUGAUGGAAGGCCAGCUCGUGACCCCCUGUGGCCCCGGCCAGAGAGCCCCAGUGCCUGACCACCUGGACUCCAGGUCCCUCCCCACAUUGGCCCAGGGCAGCAUGGCAGACCUGGCCUUUCGGCCGGAAACCUACAAUGGCAUCCUGUCCUGCCUCCACAAGAGCAAGGAGAUCCAUGUGGAUCCCCAGGACUCCAUGGCUGCUGCCCUCAUUCAGCUGCUGGCACAGAGAGAGCUGGAGUCCAGCGCCAAGGCUUCUAAUCAGUCCAGAGGACACGUGGAACUGACCAUCUGCACCCCAGAUGCUCCCACAAUCCACCCUGAGGGUGACGCAGCCAAAGUCAUCCAGGAGGGCUUCUUGGUGCUGUCAGGGUCCAGCCACACCCUUGUCUCCAUCCCGUGGACACUCCUUUCCAAAGCGAAGUUUAUCUCAAGAAAUCACAAGUUAACACUCCAGUUCACUCCAUACAGCUGCCACAACCUGAAAGUCUUCUUCUUCUCUAGUAGCACCAAGAUCACCCUCGGUGCCUACCCUGGAGUCGCAAAGCAAGACGCACGGCUAGAGGCCCUUGUCUCAGAGCUUCUGCAGGGCAAGUUUUGUCCUCAUUACAAUGAGGUACUCAAAGAACAAGACCUUCCACUGCCUAAGAUCAAGGGCAUCUCCUUCAAGAGGGCUCAAGUGGAGCUCUCCAAGUGGGAUGAGCCCAAGAAGAGGCUGUUGGGAGUUGGUGGGUGA
Messenger RNA from Condylura cristata (star-nosed mole), 1522 nucleotides. RefSeq lists its product as uncharacterized. The record is from RefSeq and is a predicted model, not a curated record. The transcript is spliced from 15 exons. Gene Ontology annotation, molecular function: lipid binding. Lineage: Eukaryota; Metazoa; Chordata; Mammalia; Eulipotyphla; Talpidae. The coding region runs from base 5 to 1522 and encodes 505 amino acids.